Messenger RNA from Pseudophryne corroboree (corroboree frog), 783 nucleotides. Its product is annotated as gastrula zinc finger protein XlCGF71.1-like. The transcript has a single exon. Gene Ontology annotation, cellular component: nucleus. The coding region runs from base 1 to 783 and encodes 260 amino acids. NCBI's taxonomy places the organism in Eukaryota, Metazoa, Chordata, Amphibia, Anura, Myobatrachidae. Gene Ontology annotation, molecular function: RNA polymerase II cis-regulatory region sequence-specific DNA binding; DNA-binding transcription factor activity, RNA polymerase II-specific. Gene Ontology annotation, biological process: regulation of transcription by RNA polymerase II. The record is from RefSeq and is a predicted model, not a curated record.
AUGCAUAUCACUGUGAGAAAUCUGUUUUCAUCUUCUGAGUGUGGAAAAACGUUCAUUUAUAGAACAAGCCUUGACAUACAUGUAAGAUCUCAUAAGGGUGAGAAGCCGUUUCCAUGUUCUGAGCGUGAGGAGCGCUUUUCCAUCUGUAAACAGCUUUUAGUGCAUCAAGCAGUUCAUACUGGUAACACAAUUAUAUGCUCAGAAUGUGGGAAAUCGUUUUCUUCUCGGUCACAUCUUCGUGCGCACAGAAAAACUCAUACUGGCGAGAAGCCGUAUUCAUGCUCUGAAUGUGGGAAGUCCUUCAGUGUUAGAUCAAGUCUCAUUCGGCAUGAGAGGUCUCACACUGGAGAGAAACCAUUUGAGUGUUCGGAGUGCAAGAAGGCUUUCCGCUCUAAGACCCAUCUUGUCCAGCAUCAGAGGUCUCACACUGGUGAGAAACUGUACUCAUGUCUUGAGUGUUGGAAAUGUUUUACAGUUCAAUCAAAUCUCCUCAGUCACAAAUUAAUCCACACGGGGGAGAGACCUGUUUCUUGCUCUGAGUGUGGAAAAUGCUUCCAGAAUCGGUCUGGUUUACGUCGGCACCAGAAAACUCACAUAGGGCAGAAGCCCUUGUGUUUAGAGUGCAGGAAUUAUUUUGCCAGAAAAUCUAAUCUUCAAUCACACCAAAUGAUUCACACAGGGGAAAAGCCGUUCCCAUGUUCUGAGUGUGGUCAAAGUUUCAGAUUGCAGAAGGCGCUCAAGGCUCACAAGAAGACUCACUCAGGGGAAAAGCAGGUUGAGUGA